Molecule: messenger RNA, 735 nt
Organism: Phycomyces blakesleeanus NRRL 1555(-)
Lineage: Eukaryota; Fungi; Mucoromycota; Mucoromycetes; Mucorales; Phycomycetaceae
Exons: 1
Coding region: 1-735 (244 amino acids)
Source: RefSeq, a predicted model, not a curated record
AUGGCCCGUCAAUCACGCCAACCGAAAUCAGCCAAACUAGCUGAAGUCAAAGAUUCAAGCCAGCUUACAAGUACCAGUGCAGUAACCAGAAAUAUUACCCCAGAGGAAAAGCAAGAACCCAAAAUUGAGGAAAGGUCAUGUUCUACUGAUGGAAGCACUAAAUCAAAAGAAAAUUCUGAGCGAAAGAUCCGUGGAGCUUACACAAAGAACUCGCGGACUACUCUAUGGCGCAAACGUAAAGCUGCCGAACUAGCCGAAGCUUCCACAAAGAAGAAACACCAGCAGACUGUACCUGACACCGGCCCUGAAAUCACAAUAGAAGAGCAUGUUGUUUCUCCAAAAGCUGAAAAGGAGGAAGUCGAUAGUCUCGAUGAAGAGGGUAUUAAGAGUACUGAGGUUGAAGCAAUUACGGCCGUGUACCAAGAACUCGUGGAAAAGGCUAUGCCCAGAAAUGGUGAGAGUGGAACUGAAUUGUUUGCCAACACGUAUGAACACUUUCGGCACGCCGCUCUUCGCCAGUACUUCUAUCAUCUGUUACGUGGUAGGAAGAAGGUCAGGGCCUCUGAGAAUGCAACCUUUGAAAUCUGGGGGAGGAUGACGACCUACCGUCCAAAGGCGAUUCGCAAGUGGGCGAUCGAAUACCUGGAGACAGGCACCCUUGUUCCCCGAAAGCAGGGACAGCAUGUAAAGUCUACAUCACUUUCUGCCGCUGAAUCAGAGGCUGAUACUAUCUGA